Molecule: messenger RNA, 1329 nt
Organism: Phymastichus coffea
Lineage: Eukaryota; Metazoa; Arthropoda; Insecta; Hymenoptera; Eulophidae
Product: L-aminoadipate-semialdehyde dehydrogenase-phosphopantetheinyl transferase
Exons: 2
Coding region: 177-1013 (278 amino acids)
Cellular component (GO): cytosol
Molecular function (GO): magnesium ion binding; holo-[acyl-carrier-protein] synthase activity
Source: RefSeq, a predicted model, not a curated record
AUUUUAAAUGGUUCUUAAAUUUGUAUCUAUUAUUGUUGAAUCAAAAUUAUUAUCAUGCUAUAUUAAUUCUUUAAACUAAUUUCAAUAAACAAUGUUGUUUAUACGUGCAUGUUGAAAAGAUUUUUUCCUAUAGAUAUAUAUGAUAUUUUUAAAGAGGUAUUAUUACUGGAAAAAUCAUGUCGAGUAUACGAUGGGCCUUUAACAUAUCAAGAUGGGAACCUACAGAAACAGAAUUUACUUUAGCGUCUUCAUGUUUACAACAAGAAGAGAAAAACCGCAUUGGAAAAUUUAUUUUCAAAAAGGAUAUUAAAGCUUCUUUAGCUGGUCGAUUGAUGAUUAGAAAAUGUCUUAGUGAAUAUACUGGAGUACCAUAUAAUUUAGUAGAAAUCUCAAGAGAUGUAAACGGUAAACCCAUUUAUAAAGACAAAAAUUCAAAAUUACCAUCAGUAAGUUUUAAUGUUUCUCAUCAUGGUUCAUUCACGGUUUUCGCUGGUGAAUAUAAUCACAGUGAUAUUGGAAUAGAUGUUAUGAAACUUGAAUAUAAUGGAAGAAAAUCUCUCGACGAAUACUUUCAAGUAAUGAGUAGAAACUUUUCUUUAUUAGAGUGGAAAAAUAUAAACGGAACUUUGAAUACGACUGAACAAGAAAAAAUUAAAAUGUUUUGUAGAAAUUGGGCUUUGAAGGAAAGCUAUGUGAAAGCUGUAGGCUUAGGACUGAAGAUUGAUUUAUGUCAAUUGAAUUUCGAUAUCCAUUCAGAUUUAAGCAUUGAUAAUAUAACUACAAAUACUUCACUUUACAUAAACAAUGCUUUACAAGCUUGGAAAUUCGAAGAAUCGUUAUUAGAUCCUUUGCACUGCGUUAUUGUUGCGCUGAAAAGAACGACACUUCAAGAAGACAUUAAUAAGAAUGAAGCAGUUUUUAAACAAUUAACAUCGAUUGACUUAUUAGAAUCAGCUAUUCCAAUUUUACCACCAGAUGACCAAUAUACCAAAAAUUUCUUUAGUAAAUUAUAAAAUAAUUAUUGAAUUUAACAAUCACAAAGUAUUGUAAACUAUGAAAGUGAUUAUUCCAUAUUUAUAUCAUCUAAUGUUGCUUUUUUUAAAAAAACGUUUUUCGGUGAUUUUCUUUGAUGGUUUCCAUUUAUUUCUGAAGGGAUACCCGAAUAUUCUACACUGGAUAAUCACCGAUAUAGCUAUAAACAUAAUUAUUCGAAUUUCUAAUACAAUUGUUGAAUAUAAUAAUUAGGUACACUAUUGUACACAAUUUUAUGAAAUAUAUAAGUGAAAUGAUUUUUCACAUGUUACUUCGUCUUAGCCAGCCAGAUUGGAG